Molecule: messenger RNA, 318 nt
Organism: Rotaria socialis
Lineage: Eukaryota; Metazoa; Rotifera; Eurotatoria; Philodinida; Philodinidae
Source: the annotation of a GenBank genome assembly
AUGCACGGUAAAUUAUUUAACGAUUCAUACAGUGGUGUCGUAACGGUUGCUUAUGGUAAUUUAACUGGACAGACAACAGCAAGCACAACAAUAGUAUCUAUUCCUACUGUAUCAACAUUGGGUGCAUCAACAACAGCAGCUAACGCAAAUAUCACUACAACUGGAAUAACUGUUCCGAGCUCGAGUACACUUUAUACGGGUAUUGGUACAAGUUCAACAAUAAGAACAACAACAACUAGCACCAUCUCAACAUUAACAUCUACUUAUCCAUCGGUUCAGAUAGUCAACCCGAGUGGUAUUAUUCAACGAUGUAAAUAG